AUGAGCUUUAAAUUUGUUCAAGUCAACCUAAAUCAUAGUUGGACAGCUUUUGAUUUGCUCAAACAGAAUGUUUUAGAAUCAGAGAUCAAACUAUCCAUUAUAUCGGAACCUCCCAUUAACGUUAUGUCUUCCAAUUGUUGGUUUCCCAGUUUGGAUAAGUUGGCAGCAAUUUACUGGAAUCUGGAUAGCCCUAAACUUACGGGAGACAUGUGUAGACUGGUCAGAAGCGGAGUUGGUUUUGUCGCCAUUAAAUGCAAUAAAUUUUAUGUGCUUUCUUGUUACAUUUCGCCCAAUGUUACAACUAUGGUAUUUGAGGAUAUAUUGGAAAGCAUAAAUUGCUGUAUGAAUGCUCUUCCGGGUCCUUUUAUCAUCGGUGGCGAUUUUAAUGCCCAUUCGGUUCUCUGGGGUUCCUCCCAUACCAAUAGAAGGGGAGCCCUGCUGGAGCGUUGGGCUGCUUCCGGAGAUUUGCGUCUUAUAAAUAAGGAUGGUGCUUUUACAUGCAUUAGGCCUCAAGGUAGUUCUGUUGUUGACUUAACCUGGGCCUCAUCUGGAAUUUUUGAACGUAUAAGUAAUUGGAGAGUUCGUGAGGACCUUGAAUCCUUAUCGGAUCACUUGUAUGUCAAUUUUGAGGUUUUGGACAAAAACAAAAGUUAUGAACUUCCAACUAACAAAAGAUGGAACUUUAAAAAGAUGGACGUAGAAUCAUUUGUUAACUCCUUAGAAUUCCUAGCUACAACUCAAGUAUCUGAAGAAACUUUGCGCUCUCCUGAGCUUUAUUCAAAAUGGAUAACUAAAAUAAUGAAAGAUUCAUGUAAUAUCUCAACCCCCAUAGUGUCGAUUAGGAAAAACCGUAGGCUCUCAUUUUGGUGGUCAGAUGAAAUCGCCAACUUAAGAGCUAACUCCGUCAAAGCGCGCAGGCAUUUGGUUCGUAGUAGACGAAAUAGAAUCUUAAUAGAUGAAGCGGAAUCCGCAUAUAGGAUAGCUAAGAGAGCUUUACGUAAAGCCAUUAAACAGGCUAAGAAUAAAUCAUGGGGUGAGCUCAUUCACACAAUAGAUAAAGACCCCUGGGGUCUUCCUUACAAGAUAGUCUUGGGGAAACUACGUAGAUCUAGUCCCACAAU
Messenger RNA from Camponotus floridanus (Florida carpenter ant), 1121 nucleotides. RefSeq lists its product as uncharacterized. The record is from RefSeq and is a predicted model, not a curated record. The transcript has a single exon. The annotation marks the transcript as partial. Gene Ontology annotation, molecular function: catalytic activity. NCBI's taxonomy places the organism in Eukaryota, Metazoa, Arthropoda, Insecta, Hymenoptera, Formicidae.